GGCAGACUUUGCGACAAACCCAACCAUCUCCCCCCGACUCUCGUCAUCUGCGACCUUUUGCUUCCCUUUUCAAACACACAUAGCGAUAUACCCAGACCAGAAAGGUCUCCAUAUUUCAAAAUGGCCAACAACUUUGAGGAUGUCGCCAAGCAGUUCAUCGAGUUCUACUAUAACACGUUCGAUUCCGACCGCAAGUCUCUUGCUGCCCUCUACCGCCCCGAGUCUAUGCUGACUUUCGAGUCUGCUUCCGUCCUCGGUGCCGAGUCCAUUAUCGAGAAGUUGAGCUCUCUUCCCUUCGAGAAGGUCAAGCACCAGGUCUCGACCCUCGAUGCCCAGCCCUCUAACGGUGAGGGUGGCAUCAUCAUCCUCAUCACCGGUGCCCUCCUGGUCGACGAGGAGCAGCGCCCCAUGAACUUCAGCCAGUCCUUCCAGCUGGCCCGCGAUGCCCAGGGCCAGUACUUUGUCUUCAACGACAUCUUCAAGCUCGUCUUCGGUUAA
Molecule: messenger RNA, 498 nt
Organism: Fusarium keratoplasticum
Lineage: Eukaryota; Fungi; Ascomycota; Sordariomycetes; Hypocreales; Nectriaceae
Product: Nuclear transport factor 2
Exons: 6
Coding region: 121-498 (125 amino acids)
Biological process (GO): protein import into nucleus
Cellular component (GO): nuclear pore central transport channel
Source: RefSeq, a predicted model, not a curated record